Racocetra persica is the source of this 203-nucleotide messenger RNA. Lineage: Eukaryota; Fungi; Glomeromycota; Glomeromycetes; Diversisporales; Gigasporaceae. The record is from the annotation of a GenBank genome assembly.
UUGUUAAUUUAAUUAACCAAGCCAAACAGGCUCGGACUGAGGAGGAAAAAUCAGCCGUUCGGCAAAAAAUUUCCGAAUUGGAAAAUAGGGAAAUACCAAAUACUAAUUCGCCCUCCUCUGACAACAAAGAACCCAACAACCAUUUACCAUUAACUAUUUUUCUAGUAGUGGUGAUUAGUGGAAUAGCGAUUAUUGCUGGCUGA